Molecule: messenger RNA, 958 nt
Organism: Brassicogethes aeneus
Lineage: Eukaryota; Metazoa; Arthropoda; Insecta; Coleoptera; Nitidulidae
Source: the annotation of a GenBank genome assembly
GCAGGUUUUGCUGUUUUCUUGUUUAUGUGUUAAAUCACGAAACAUAAGUGUAAAAUUUUAACAAGAAUUGGCUUAAAAUGGCUGGGAAUUUUUGGCAAAGUUCUCACCACCAACAGUGGUUAUUGGACAAACAAGACCUUAUUAGAGAAAGGCAGCUUGAUUUAGCAGUACUUACUGAGGAAGAAUACCAGAAGAUAUUUAUAUUUUUUGCCAGUGUUAUUCAAAGUUUGGGAGAACAAUUAAAGCUAAGGCAACAAGUUAUAGCCACUGCUACAGUUUACUUUAAAAGGUUUUACGCUAGAAACUCCUUAAAAUGUAUAGAUCCCCUUCUAUUAGCACCUACAUGUAUAUUUUUGGCUUCUAAAGUAGAGGAGUUUGGAGUAAUUUCAAAUUCUAGAUUGAUAACUACAUGCCAAACAGUCAUUAAGAAUAAAUUUAGCUAUGCUUACACACAAGAGUUUCCUUACAGAACAAAUCACAUUUUGGAGUGUGAGUUCUAUUUACUUGAGAAUUUGGACUGUUGCCUUAUUGUAUAUCAACCAUACAGACCUCUUUUGCAAUUAGUUCAAGAUAUUGGACAUGAAGAACAACUUUUAACCCUCUCUUGGAGAAUUGUUAAUGAUUCUUUGAGAACUGACGUUUCCUUAUUAUACCCACCAUACCAGAUCGCAAUUGGGUGCCUUCAAAUCGCCUGUGUUAUCCUGCAGAAGGACCACAAAGCCUGGUUUGCAGAACUGAAUGUCGAUAUCGAGAAGAUACAGGAAAUUGCCAGGUAUAUUAUCAACUUGUUUGAAUUGUGGAAAACUUACGAUGAGAAGAAGGAAAUACAAGGACUGUUGAGUAAAAUGCCCAAACCAAAACCUGCUCCUCAAAGAUAGAUAUAUUUUUUGUUUAUUAUUAUGUGUUACGCUUAUAAUUUAGGUAUGUAUUUUAAUUUACUUUUGGAUCUGUUAAAUAA